This is a messenger RNA of Aethina tumida (small hive beetle), 4164 nucleotides long. RefSeq lists its product as uncharacterized. The record is from RefSeq and is a predicted model, not a curated record. The transcript has 15 exons. The coding region runs from base 220 to 4161 and encodes 1313 amino acids. NCBI's taxonomy places the organism in Eukaryota, Metazoa, Arthropoda, Insecta, Coleoptera, Nitidulidae.
GGAAAUUUUUCCAAAAUGGCCGACCCUACUAAAGAAGUAUGAAUAGUAACAUUUAUUAAAAUGUUUCUUUUUUAAUUUAUCACCUUUCGGAAAAUCUAAACUAGUUUUAGAACAACUCAGUUUUAAUUUUGACAAAAACGUUUGCCGUGCGUGUUUCUGUGUGUUAGUGGAUUAUGUGCAAUGUAGUUGAAACAGUUGAAGAUAAGACCCAAGUAGCCGAUGUUUUCGCAUAAAAGUUCAGUUUCAGUGCUUUGUAGUUAUCCGCAGAGUGAAUUAAUCCAACAAAACGUCCAGAUGGCCAAAGUCCACGUGAAAAAAGAGGAUCAAUCGAACAGCGAUGGAGGCCUGGUGUGUUUCGUGUGCGGCAACCGCAACCAUCCGCAGGCGUACUUCCUCAACAGGAAGCCGGCGCCCGGCAAGCCGAAGGAGCCGUACUUUCCGUUCCUGGAGUCGCACGAGCCGCCCCACGGCUAUCCGAUGCCGGGCAAGGGCGACCCCGACACCGUCGCCGCCUGCUACCUCUGCUACAGCCUGCUGCUGCGCCAAUGGGAGAACUACGAGAGGACGUCGAGGCCGCACUCCGAGAGGCUGUACUGGCUGAAGCGCGGCGACAACUUGCCGUACACCGGGGCCGACAUGAGCAUCCAGGGCGAGUAUGCCGCCCAGGUUUUGGGACUGAACAACGAAGGUUCGCCGAACAUCGUUCCGGUCAGGACGUCGUCCGUGCCCGCCAGGGAGGUGGACAAGGUUAAGGUGUCGCCGCGGCCCACCCCGGUCGCAAGCAUAAUAGAACGGGAGGAGCGUGAGAUGAUCCCGGAGGGAGCGCUCGAUCUAACGCAUCCUCAGCAGCUGGGCGGCGGCGGUAGCGUCAGCAGCGGAGGACCGACGGUUGUUGGUGGCGGUGUGGGCGGUACGCAGCAGCAGCAGCCCGCCGUCGCCGUGUCGGCGGUCGUCUUCCACAGCCAGAACUCAAACAGCUCGUCCACCGGCACCGACAUCCUCGACCUGAGCAUGCCCGACAAGAACAGCGUCACCGAGGUGUGCUACGUGUGCGGCGACGAGUUCAAAAGAGGAAGUUUGGAUUACGUGGCGUCCAAACCGCAAGGUGACUCGCAGAUACAGCCCUUCUUUCCAAGUCUGAUCGAACACCCGCGACCAAGUAGAAGUAGACCAAUAGACUCGACGGGACGAGUGCAAGCCUGUACCGAUUGCCAGCAACACCUAUUGAAGCAGUGGCACACCUUCCAGGCUCAAGGUGUGCCGCACCCCGAACGCAACUAUACACUGCGCAAACGCCAAAGCUCCACGCUGGACACCACCACGUUCAUCUGCUACACGUGCGCCCUGGAGUACCCGUCCAGCAGCAUACGUCUGCUGUACUGCUGCCCGAACUCGGAGAAGGAGCCCUACUUCCCGUACAUACAGACGCUGAAGCCGCCGCCGGGCGCCAGCCCCAUCAGUCCGCAGGGCAUGGUGCAGGUGUGCUCUAUAUGCUACAAGUCGAUACCGCAGAAGCAUCAGGUGUUCGGCGGCGAUCCCAGCAUGAUUGUCAACAACCACGUGUCUGUGACCGACGUACAGUACCACCACAGCAACACGUCGCGGCCCAGCACGGUGAAAUCGCCGGCGAACAGUGCGGGCAGUGAUAUACGCUACAAACCGUACGAGAUCAAUCCGGCCAUCAUUACCGGGAAGAAGAAGCAGGCUGCAUUGGAGAGCCGAGUGAAUCUCAAGCCGAGCCUGCCGUCGCGUACGACGUCGCCGCCGGACGUGAACGGGCAAUCGGGAUCGCAGAGCUACCGAUGCUACGUGUGCGCCGGCCUCUACAACCGCACCCAGAUGGAAUGGGUGAGCACAUCGUCGGAGGGCAUGAACUCGCACGCCAUGCACUUUCCCUGUCUGCGCACCGUCACCCACCACUCGGAGAACAUCUGCAUGGAUUCGCAGGGUCGCGUGCUGUGCUGCACGCGCUGCGUCAACCAUUUGGCGCAGCAGUGGGACACCCUGGAGGCGGAGCGUGUGCCGUUAGAACGAAGAAGGUAUGACGUGCCCAUUCCCGAUCCAUCUGCCAUGAACGGCGACACGGGACAACUGCCAAACUCGAACGACAGAUCGUUGGCCAGCACGCCGGGCAGCAGCAUCUACUGCUUCCUGUGCGGCCUACACUCGGAACUGACGUUGGCCAGAGUGGUGUACAGCCGGCCCCAAGGGAGGAACGCCCCCUAUUUUCCGGACCUGAGACAACACCACAGCCCGCCGAAUGCGGAACAGCUGCGCGAAGACGGCUCAGCGUUGGUGUGCACCUUCUGCUACCACAGUCUGGUGAACCAGUGGCGCAAGUACGAGAGCCAGAACCCACCCAAGCCGGCCGACAGGCGCAAGUACAACAUGCACGACUACGCCUGCUACGUUUGCGGAGUCACUACGUAUCGAAAGAGGGUGCGGGCGUUGCCGGUUAAGGACUUUCCGUUCCUUCGAUUUCAUCCUCAGCCCGAUAACUCGUUGCUGCUGGAAAAUGGAGACUAUUCGGUGGUUUGUCUGGACUGCUACGAGACUCUGAGGACGCAGAGUUUAGAAUAUGAACGGUGGGGGCUUCCCCUGGACAAGAGACAAUACAAUUGGAUAUUACAACCACCGCCUCCUGAGGACAGUCCGGAGGCGGCUAUUGGGAGGUUGCCCAGCGGUCUACGCAGCGACAAGGCGGUACCCACUACGUAUUUAACUAAACCGACAAGGAAGAACUGUUCUCCGAAAAUAGUGGAUCGUAAACCUACAUCAAAGACUGAAUCUAGUGGUGUGUUAAGUAGUCCGAAAAUAUCAGCGUCUACGAAUGGUAGCGUGAAGCCACGUCUGACGACUGGUCAUAGUGUACCGGGACCCGGACCAGGUACCGCCGCCCAAUAUGGGGCGACAUCCUUCGCCGCCGCCCUCAGAAAUCUGGCCCAGAACACGGUACCGGCCCAAUCCAGUGAACAUUCCUCCAAUAGCCAGUCCGGAUCUGAGGCCCUUCGAACAAGAGAACCAGCUGUCGUACCGAUAUCUGAGAAGUCCAAAACCACCGCCUCGUCGGUCGAAGUGCCUACGUAUGUUUCGGGGGCAAGUACUGCAGCUAGACCGCCGGAACGUCUAAGUAUUUCUAACGCAUCGGAUCGCUAUCCGCCCUCCGCAACCCUGUCAGAUCUCAGCAGAAGCGGCUUCCAGCCUUACCGGCCCGAAGAUAGACAUUUGUUUAGAAUACCUCCUGUACCGGUACCGGUGGACGUUGCCGGUUAUCCACCUUACGCGCCCUAUCCAACUCUACCUCUGGCCAUUGAUGAACAAAUGUAUUACGAAAGAUUGGGCAUUCUUAGGUCGACUUGGCCACCAAUCACUCCGGCCUAUAUCCCAUAUGUAUUGCACAGCUCUAUGCCAUUGUACAUGCAUGAAAGGAUAAAAUUAGAGGAAGAACAUCGACAACGCCUAGCUUUGGCCCGCAAGGAGGACUCCGAAAGGGAACACCUCGAAAUGCUGCAGCAGCAACGGGAAAGAGAACAACGAGAGAAAGACCGUGCGCAAAGGGAACGUGAAAAGGCCCAGUCGCGACUCUCCCACUUGCCCCCGUCGCCCCAUAUGCCAGCCCAACCCUCCCUCAUGAUCCCCAUGCUACAUCACUCCUCGAUGUUGCCAACGGCCAUGAGACACUCACCUCUCAACUCCGGCUUCCUAUCGCCCAGCACCAUACCGCAAAACUACUCGGUGCCCCGUUCCAGCCCCUCGCUCCAAAGACACUCUCCGACGGUGCAUCCGCCCACCAAUUACUCGUUGAACUUGAGUCAGAGACGCAGUCCCAUCAUUCAGCCAUCGGGACCUCUCAUAAACAACGUGAACCCUCCGUCGACGAGCUCUAGUCAUAAUCCGCCCCGUUCGUCCCCCAAACUGCCCCCAUCCAAAUCCAGCACCCCGAAAAACACGAUGUCCACCACGCCGCCAGUAUCAAGCAAUAACGGAGGAGGACUUGGAAUUGCACCGGCGGCUGGUAACGCCACGAAUCCCAGUCUCAUCCCGGAACAGAUGCCGGUUGUGGCAGUGACCACAAGCGUAUCCCCAGCGGCCACGAAAACACCGGAGAUCAGCGUGACCAGCGCAAACGAAACCAUUAGAGAUAACGGCGAGACAGCCUGACCU